Messenger RNA from Sodiomyces alkalinus F11, 1310 nucleotides. RefSeq names its product integral membrane protein. Gene Ontology annotation, cellular component: membrane; cytoplasm. The coding region runs from base 126 to 941 and encodes 271 amino acids. The transcript is spliced from 4 exons. The record is from RefSeq and is a predicted model, not a curated record. NCBI's taxonomy places the organism in Eukaryota, Fungi, Ascomycota, Sordariomycetes, Glomerellales, Plectosphaerellaceae.
UUUGGUGCGACGACAGCGACAAAACAAACCGACCCCGACCCAAAAUUCUUGCCUCCCCUAAAACAGUAUAACCACGACGGACGUUCUAAUUGCCGAGGCAAAUCGCCAUCACGGACAGGGACGCCAUGUCGGUCAAGUUCGAAAGCGAGACGAUACGCCGCGGCGUCGAGAAGGCUCGCGACCUCCUCGAUGGCGAGUCUAUCCCGGGCACCAGCGGCAAGCGGCCCCUCAGAGCCGCCAUCGGCACCGCCAUUACCGGUGGGAGGGGGAAUGCCGGCACCAAGGGUUAUCUUGCGGCCUACAUCAAGCAGAUCGAGGAGAACCCCCUGCGCACCAAGAUGCUGACUGCCGGUACUCUAGCUGGUGCCCAGGAACUCAUCGCCUCGUGGCUCGCCAAGGACCGCAACAAGCACGGCAACUACUUCACCUCCCGUGUUCCCAAGAUGGCCGCCUAUGGUGCCCUCCUCAGCGCCCCCGUCGGCCAUUUCCUUAUCUGGCUCCUGCAGAAGGUCUUCUCCAACCGCACUAGCCUGCGCUCCAAGAUUCUGCAGAUUCUCGCCAGUAACCUCAUCAUUGCCCCUAUCCAAAACUCCAUCUAUCUCGUCGCCAUGGCUCUCAUUGCUGGCGCCCGCACCUUCCAUCAAGUCCGUGCCACCGUUCGCAUUAGCUUCUGGAAGGUCAUGAAGGUCAGCUGGGUCACCUCGCCCAUCUGCCUUGCUUUCGCCCAGAAGUUCCUUCCCGACCAGCUCUGGGUUCCCUUCUUCAACCUCGUCAGCUUCGUCAUCGGCACCUACAUCAACACCGUCACCAAGAAGAAGCGCCUCGCCGCUCUCCGCAAGAAGCACUUCGGCAGUGCUGGUGCCUCCAGCGUUGGCGGUCGUCCCGAGGACUACCCUCCCAUGGGCCCCCCGGGUUCCAUUGGCCCGAACCCUCCUUACUAAAGUGUUGAGACUGAACGCCGAGGUUGUACGAGGUGAGCCGGAGAGAAAGCUAGUGCAGGGGAAUGAGGGCAAAAGCGGGAGGGUGGUGGAACGAGUGACGUGUCUGUAAUAUGUGGUGAAAGUACUCGACCCUGAGACUUGGACAUAUCAGGAGUUUUUCUGGGUGGAGGAGGCGGAUCUUGUGAGAUGGGUGCUGCAAAGAGAAGGAUUGUAUGUCGGGCAGGCGCGAGGAGAACGUUUCACGUGGGCUUUCCGAGUUCACUAACGAAGCGUCGCGUGUAAACUGUUGUUAACCUUUCUUUGUUUCUAUGCUUUCUUCUAUCUCUCAUGCUGCAUGACUAGUGGUGGUAGAUAGGUCGAAAUCUGUGU